This is a messenger RNA of Fusarium pseudograminearum CS3096, 153 nucleotides long. RefSeq lists its product as uncharacterized. The transcript is spliced from 3 exons. The coding region runs from base 1 to 153 and encodes 50 amino acids. NCBI's taxonomy places the organism in Eukaryota, Fungi, Ascomycota, Sordariomycetes, Hypocreales, Nectriaceae. The record is from RefSeq and is a predicted model, not a curated record.
AUGUUCGGAGGAUUCGCCCCCCCUCAGCAAUCACAGGAGGAGAUCCGCGCCCUCGAGGCCGACGCCGCCUUUACUGUCCAGGGUGCCAUCACCACCGCUGUUCUUCUGUACCUCUCUCCCUUCGCUCUCGACCUUGUCGGCAAGAUCUUCUAG